Molecule: messenger RNA, 558 nt
Organism: Acanthosepion pharaonis
Lineage: Eukaryota; Metazoa; Mollusca; Cephalopoda; Sepiida; Sepiidae
Source: the annotation of a GenBank genome assembly
AUGUAUCUAUUUCAGUUUGUUCAUUAUCUAUCUAUCUAUCUAUCUAUCUAUCUAUCUAUCUAUCUAUCUCAGCUUACUCAUAUCUAUCUAUCUAUCUAUGUCAGUCUAUCUAUAUUUAACUAUCUUGGUCUGUUCAUAUCUAUCUAUCUAUGUCUGUCUGUUCAUAUCUGUCUACCUGUCUAUCUAUCUAUCUGUCUCAGUUUGUGUAUAUUUAUCUGUUUCUGUCUGUUCAUAUCUAUCUAUCUAUCUAUCUAUCUAUCCCAGUCUGUUCAUAUCUAUCUAUCUAUCUAUCUAUCUAUCUACCUAUCUAUCUAUCCCAGUCUGUUCAUAUCUAUCUAUCUAUCUAUCUAUCUAUCUAUCUAUCUAUCUAUCUAUGUCUGUUCAUAUCUGUCUACCUGUCUAUCUAUCUAUCUGUCUAAGUGUGUAUAUUUUUCUGUUUCUGUCUAUUCAUAUCUAUCUAUCUAUCUAUCUAUCUAUCUAUCUAUCUAUCUAUCUAUCUAUCUAUCUAUCUAUGUCUGUCCACAUCUAUCUACCUGUCUAUCUAUCUAUCUGUCUUAG